This is a messenger RNA of Aspergillus aculeatus ATCC 16872, 1452 nucleotides long. RefSeq names its product putative DNA repair protein. Gene Ontology annotation, biological process: double-strand break repair via nonhomologous end joining; interstrand cross-link repair; protection from non-homologous end joining at telomere. NCBI's taxonomy places the organism in Eukaryota, Fungi, Ascomycota, Eurotiomycetes, Eurotiales, Aspergillaceae. Bases 1 to 1452 code for a protein of 483 amino acids. Gene Ontology annotation, molecular function: damaged DNA binding; 5'-3' DNA exonuclease activity. The record is from RefSeq and is a predicted model, not a curated record. The transcript is spliced from 8 exons.
AUGUCUACCUUUGAUGGGAUUGGACUCGAGUCCUUCCGAGCGCCCUUCAUCUACUGCUCAGCAGCCACACGCGAGCUACUCCUACGGAUCGAAAAGUAUCCUCAUCGGAUGAACUUCAGUAAAGGCAUCCUCGAAUCGCGCAGACUGCACUACAAGCACCUGUCCAAGCUGCUGAGGCCCAUUCCAUUAAACACGCCAACAGAGAUCGACCUGACCCCACGGCUGUCCAUCAGGGUCACCCUCCUCGAUGCGAACCAUUGCACCGGUGCAGUGAUGUUUCUGAUCGAGGGCGAGGGGAAUGCCAUCUUGUACACCGGUGAUAUCCGAGCUGAACCCUGGUGGGUCAACAGCAUCAUCCGGCACCCGAUCUUGAUCCCCUACACGUUAGGGACCAGGCAGCUGGACAAGAUCUACCUCGACACCACCUUUGCCCGUCCAUCCCGUAUCUGUCGGGGAUUCCCGUCGAAAGCGGAAGGCUUGGCCGAACUGCUGCGCAAGGUCGAAACCUAUCCCGAGAACACGACAUUCUACUUCCGUGCAUGGACCAUGGGGUACGAAGAAGUCUGGAUGGCUCUUUCUGCGGCGCUUCAUUCCAAGGUACUUCUGCCUGUCUGGGUUCACGUCGAUCGAUACCAGAUGGACCUUUAUAGGUCGCUUGCCUCCUCACGGGUGGAAGGGGGCAUCGACGAGGUGCCCUCGCUCUGUGGGUUUGAACUAGGUAACCGUUUCGUUCCAGGUUGUCUAAGCGAGGACGAGCGCGCUCGAAUACAUAGCUGCGAGCCCGGCGUGCAGUGUUCGGUGGCGAGGUCGAAGGGCACCGUUUACAUCAUGCCGGUGGUCAAUCGGACAAAGGACGGCUCCGAAAUGCCCGAAUUGGGGGCUGGGGGAGGAGGGGGUGAUCUGUAUCAGAUCCACGAGCUCGAGCUGCCUGACAAGUCUGCCUUGGAGCAGCUGGAGAAGCUUUGUUUUGAGCGGAUCCAUGACACCCAGGCAUUAUCGCACACUAGACAGGCCCUUGUUGAGGCUUUCGAGUCGAAAAGAAAGGUGCUACUACUGGACAGCUUCGGCUUGAAGGACGCAGACGAGAUGCCUCUGGAGAAGCUGGUCAAGAUGCUAGGCCGUGGCCGUGCGGUGGAAACACGAUUGCCGGACGACGAACACCCUACGGAAGGCGAGGCGCUUCCCAAAGUCAUCCGCUUCCCCUACUCCCGACACUCCUCGUACUCGGAACUGUGUGAUCUUGUUGCCGCGUUCAAACCGAAAGACAUCCACCCCUGCACCGUCGACCCAGUGACCUGGACCGAAGAGAUCUCCAUGCAGAACCUCUUCGGCCACCUCUGCUCAGGUACCGAGUUUGCUCACGACCAGGUGAUGCGCGACAUGAUUUCCAACGAUGAGGAACUUCUCCCUUCCAUCCUCGUGGCCGACGACCAACGAGCAGGCCUCCGAUGA